This is a messenger RNA of Myripristis murdjan (pinecone soldierfish), 2315 nucleotides long. RefSeq names its product protein tyrosine phosphatase non-receptor type 2b (gene ptpn2b). The transcript has 10 exons. Gene Ontology annotation, molecular function: non-membrane spanning protein tyrosine phosphatase activity; protein kinase binding. Gene Ontology annotation, biological process: peptidyl-tyrosine dephosphorylation; negative regulation of ERK1 and ERK2 cascade; negative regulation of receptor signaling pathway via JAK-STAT. The record is from RefSeq and is a predicted model, not a curated record. Gene Ontology annotation, cellular component: cytoplasm; nucleus. Lineage: Eukaryota; Metazoa; Chordata; Actinopteri; Holocentriformes; Holocentridae. The coding region runs from base 185 to 1369 and encodes 394 amino acids.
AACGCUGCCUUCUUUAGAUGUCAACUACUCCAGAGGUAACGGACAAACAUUUAGCGGGUUGGCUAGCACGGACGACUGAUAUUCCUUGACGAAAAGCCUCUUUAAAUAAAGUAAUGAGGUAGAUAGACAGACAAAUAAUUACAUUUACCCUGACUGUAACAGGCCGAUUUUUGUCACACUGAAAAUGGACCAGGAAUUUGAAGACAUGGACUCAGAGGGCCGGUGGCAAAACCUAUACUUAGAAAUCAGGAAUCAGUCCCAAGAAUGCUCCUACAAAGUCGCAAAGUAUCCAGAGAAUCGCAAUCGCAACAGAUACAGAGACGUCAGCCCGUUUGAUCACAGUCGGGUGAAGCUGGAGAACACAGAAAAUGACUACAUCAAUGCCAGUCUAGUAGUGAUGGAGGAAGCCCAGAGAAGUUACAUUUUGACUCAGGGCCCCCUCAGGAACACCUGUGGCCACUUUUGGCUCAUGAUCUGGGAACAGAAUACUAAGGCAGUGAUCAUGCUCAACAGAAUCAUAGAGAAAGGCUCGGAGAAAUGUGCCCAGUACUGGCCCACGGCUGAAGAGCAGAAAAUGUCCUUCAGAGACACACGUUUUGUGGUCACACUGGUGUCCGAAGACACCAAGUCCUAUUAUACCACCCGAGUGUUGGAGCUGCAGAAUGAUAAUACAGGGGAGAAAAGAGAGAUCUACCACUUUCAUUACACCACGUGGCCUGACUUUGGUGUCCCCGAGUCCCCAGCGUCCUUCCUGAAUUUUCUCUUCAAGGUUCGGGAGUCAGGGUCAUUGGGGGUGGAUCAGGGGCCGGCUGUGGUGCACUGCAGUGCUGGGAUUGGACGCUCAGGGACAUUCUCACUCGUCGACACUUGUCUGGUCCUGAUGGACAAGAGGAAAGACCCGUCAUCAGUGGACAUCAAAGGCAUCCUGUUGGACAUGAGAAAGUACCGGAUGGGCCUGAUCCAGACCCCUGACCAGCUGCGCUUCUCCUACAUGGCUGUCCUGGAAGGAGCCAAAUACAUCAUGGGAGACUCCUCUGUACAGAAGCAGUGGCGGGAGUUGUCCCGGGAAGACCAAGAGCCGUCGUCUCACUCUCCACCUUCGUCUCAGGCCAAGUGUCCUUCAGAGAGGUACAACGGCAGCCAGCGGGGAGGCCCCCAGCUGGAGGAGGGAGGAGACUGCAGGCAGGACAGCAAAGUUCCCAGUCAGUCUCCCUGCAAGGAGCAGGAGCUGGACAGCACCACAACACACAAGAGACGCAGAGAAGACAGCAUCUCCAAAUCAGCCACAGCAAAGACACCCCAGCAAAGCAAGGCCAGGAUAAAUGACUCAGAAAAGAAGAGGAAAAGGGCAAAAACCAGUGACACCUAACCAUCUCCACCUGCGGUCACGUGACUACAGCUCUGGCAGCGAAGCCAACAUCGGCAGGGAUCUCCAGCUCUCUCCCAACCUCCGUGCUUCUUCCCCGACCCAAAACCACUCUUCCUUGAAUCCAACCAGCUCUCAUCUUCUGUUACAUUUGUUUUUUGUUGUAGUUGUUUUCAGUUGACACCAUCCCUCUUCAGUCAACCUAAUCACAACACAAUCUAUCAUGCACCUCAUUGCUCCCACAACCUCUUUAUCUACUCCCUUGUUCUCCUCAGUGCCCCGCCCUCACGGCCUUCCCAUCGCUCCUCAGCUCCUCUCCCCAUCCCAUCUCUCUAAACUGUUUACAGCAAACACUCUGACAUUCUGAUGAAGAGAUGACAAACACACCAGCUCCUUCACACCCCAGCCCCCCCACCACCACUGCUGCGGAGUGCAGUCAGAACACCUGUUUUUUUUUUUUGUUUUUUUUUUCUUUGCUUUGUUUUUCAUUUUAUUAUUUGCAUCUUUGUCAUUCAUUUAGCAUUUACCAAAAUUAAGUUUCACUAUGAACUGAAAAUAGGGGCUAUGCAUUGCCAAUUUGUUAUGGUGUUUAUAUGUGUAUUUUUAGAGAACUUUUUUCAGAGGCAAAAAUAAAAUGUUCUAUUUUUUAUAAGAGAUUACUUGAAGUUUUCCACGGUGUUGGGAGGGCUAAAUGAAAGCACCCCCUCCCCCCACAUGAGAAAUUCAGUGGCAUGUUUCCAUGAUGUACAUAGUGUUCUUUUUAAAAGAUGUGUGUAAAAAGACAUAUUUUUGUUUGUACAAAAAUGACCGAAGACAAUGUAUUUGAUUUGAAGACAUACGAAACUUUCUUUCAUGACUUGUUCUCCUUUUGAAAUGAAUUUGUCUUAAGUUUCCUUUUCCCCCUAGAGUGUAAUCUACAAAUAAAACUGGUAUCGUCUAGUUUACAUAA